AUGUCUCAAAAAAGAGAUUACUAUGAGGUAUUGGGGAUAUCACGUAGUGCUUCAGAUGCAGAUAUAAAAAAGGCAUAUAGAAAACUCGCGAUCCAGUAUCACCCCGAUAAAAAUCAGGGUAAACCUGAGGCUGAGGAGUAUUUUAAGGAAGCUACUGAAGCGUACGAAGUGCUUUCUGAUCCCGAGAAGAAAAAAAUAUACGAUCAGUACGGUCAUGAAGGUAUAAACGCUUCAUUUCAAGGGGCAUCUGCCCAUGAUUUUUCCAGUAUUUUCAGAGAAUUCGAGGAUAUAUUUUCUGGGAGUAGUUUUGAAAGUAUUUUUGGUGGAGCUGGUGGAUUUAGUAGUUUCUUUAGCGGAGGAAGGGGGAGUUCUGCAAGGCGAGAAACACAGUUAGAUAUUCAUUUUGCUAUGGAAAUCUCAUUAGAGGAGUCCCUCGAUGGUGUUGAAAGGAAAAUAGCAUACGAACGAUAUGUACAUUGCGCUGCAUGUGGUGGAAGUGGAGCUGAUGGAAAGGCGCGGUAUACAACGUGUUCUACCUGUCGCGGAAGGGGCAGCACCCAAAGCUCCUUAGGUGCCUUUAUCUCUUUUAGUUCAACAUGCUCGCAUUGUAAUGGUGAAGGAAAAAUACUAGAGAAUGCAUGUAAAGCAUGCAAUGGUGGAGGAGUAAAUAAGAAAAAGCCCACUGUGAAAGUACGAAUUCCAAAAGGUAUAGAGCAUAAUAAAACCUUAAUUCUUGAAGAUUUGGGACAUGAGCUGCAACGAAGAAAAGGAAGAGUUCUUAUUACUAUACAUAUACUUCCGCAUAAACUGUAUAAACGCGAACAUAACAAUCUCAUCGUCCAAAUCCCUUUAGAUUUUAUUACUGCAACCUUAGGAGGUAAUAUUAUCUUUGAAUCUAUAACAAAGGAGCAAGUGUCUGUCCCUAUUUCACCUUACACAAAAGAUCAGGACUAUAUAAGAAUUUCUCGCAAAGGCGUACAACCAGAAUCGGGUUACACAGGAGAUCUUAUUGUUAUUUUUCGUUUAAUGCCCUUACGGAAACUAGGUAAGCAAGCUAUGCAGUUACUACUCCAGUUGAAAAAAGAAUUACAGUAUACCGCUACAGUUCAACCACUAGAAUUCGGAUAUGAUACGUAG
Ylistrum balloti is the source of this 1137-nucleotide messenger RNA. Its product is annotated as chaperone protein DnaJ-like. NCBI's taxonomy places the organism in Eukaryota, Metazoa, Mollusca, Bivalvia, Pectinida, Pectinidae. Gene Ontology annotation, biological process: response to heat; protein refolding. Gene Ontology annotation, cellular component: cytoplasm. Gene Ontology annotation, molecular function: heat shock protein binding; ATP binding. The transcript has a single exon. The record is from RefSeq and is a predicted model, not a curated record. Bases 1 to 1137 code for a protein of 378 amino acids.